Messenger RNA from Alosa sapidissima (American shad), 3483 nucleotides. Its product is annotated as phospholipase B1, membrane-associated-like. Gene Ontology annotation, biological process: phospholipid metabolic process. Bases 1 to 2958 code for a protein of 985 amino acids. Gene Ontology annotation, molecular function: glycerophospholipase activity. NCBI's taxonomy places the organism in Eukaryota, Metazoa, Chordata, Actinopteri, Clupeiformes, Clupeidae. The record is from RefSeq and is a predicted model, not a curated record. The transcript has 37 exons.
AUGGUUGAAUUUCUUUACCACCAACAGGAUGACUGGAAGCUGGUGCUGCUGUUUGUGCAGAUGGACAGCGUUUGUGUGUGCCCUGAACAGAUCGAUGAAACAGUUCAGCAGGUUGAGAAAACACUUGAAUUCUUAAGCUCACAGCUGAAGAAGGCUAUUGUUAAUGUGAUAGUGUGGGAUAGCUCAGCCAAACCUGCAUAUUUCCCACAAAGCAGAGUUUGCCCCUGCGAUGAGGCACGGACUGCAGGAGAGCUGAGACUGAUGAGGGCCGUACUCCCCCAGCUCCUGCAGGAAACUCUACAACGCCACCUGGUGGACAAGACGUUCUACAGCGACAAGGAUGAUUUCACUGUGGUGCUGCAGAACGCCCCCAUGUCUGCUGACCUGCCUGGAAGUGCAUCUGGGCGCUACACUGUGGAUGAGUCGCUCAACAUGAACAAGCUGGCUGUACAGUUGUGGGCAAACCUUCUUCAGCCUAAUGACGAGCAACAGAAUGUGGAUGGCAAGAGCUUCAGAAUCCCAUGCCCAAGUGAGGAGCGUCCAUACCUGAGGACUGAGAGAAACUCUCCAUCAGAGACCUAUGUCACAACUACGGCUCCUGUGAUCGACCCAGUAAUGGGUACUGAACUGCCCUGUAUGGACCGUAGUCCUUCUCCCGUUCCACCAACCUCAGUGCAUGAAGUUCGGCCAGCCGACAUAAAAGUGGUGGCAGCCAUAGGGGACUCCCUGACGGCGGGUAAUGGUCUGGGUGCCUCCCCUAAUAACCUGCUUCAGGUUCUGGUUCAGUACCGUGGCUUGUCCUGGUGUGUGGGUGGAGACAAGAACCUGUCACAUGUCAGCACACUUCCCAACAUCCUCAAAGAGUUCAAUGCCAAUGUGACGGGCUUCUCAGAGGACUCAGGGAGGCAGGAUACCCCACAAGCAUUCCUCAACCAGGCUGUCGCAGGGGCCAAAGCUGCGGACAUAUUAGGGCAGGCUCGGGCAUUGGUGGAAAGGAUGAAGACAGACUCUCGUGUGGACUUCCAAAAUGACUGGAAGGUCAUCACUGUGUUCAUCGGAGGAAACGACAUGUGUGACUACUGCAAGAAUGCGCUCCAGUUCUCCCCAGAGACCUUUGCCAGACAUGUAAGAGAGACACUAGACUUUCUCAAACAAGAGGUCCCGCGGGCUAUAGUGAAUCUGGUAGAGCCGCUACACAUCGUCCCCCUGAGGCGCAUGCACCAGGACAAAUCACUCAACUGCCCCACCUGGCUGGUCAAUAUUCUCUGCCCCUGUGUCAUCUCACCGGCGGAGGGCUCGGAGGCGGAACGGCGACUGGCGGAGCUCAACAGGGCUUAUCAGCAAGUCCUCCAUGAACUGACCGAGUCGGGGCGUUACGACACACAUGACAACUUCACUGUGGUCAUUCAGCCUUUCAUGAGGACGAUCAUACUUCCCCUACUUCCAGAUGGGCGUGCCGACCGCUCUUACUUCACGCCGGACUGUUUCCACCUGAGCCAGAAGGCUCACACUCAGAUGGCACGAGCACUGUGGAACAACAUGCUGGAGCCUCUGGGUAAUAAGACUCACACUCAGGAGUUUACAAAUAGCAUCGAGAUGAAGUGCCCCUCCCAGAGCUCACCUUUCGUAAGGACUUACAAAAACAGCAACUACACCUAUCAAGGCCCUACUUUACCUCCCCCUGAGAUCACAAAUUGGGGACGAGAUUUCUCCUGCAAGGAUGUGUCUCCAUCUGCCACUGUGCCCACAUCAGUUCACAAACUGAGGCCUGGUGACAUCAAAGUGGUGUGCGCACUAGGUGACUCUAUUACGACUGGACGUGCAGCCAAGGCCAACAGCUACAAUACCCUCAAAACAGACUACAAGGGGGUGUCAUGGAGUAUUGGGGGUGACAACACCUUAAUGACAACCACUACUCUGCCAAAUAUUCUGAAGAACUUUAACCCCACCAUCAAAGGCUUCUCCCGGGGCCAGGGGUUGCUUGCUACUAAAGGGUUCAACAUGGCUGUCUCAGGAGCUCAGGCCUUUGACAUCCCAGCUCAGGUCAGAUCUCUUCUCCGGGCCAUGAACAGCAGCAAGGAUGUAAACUUUGCUGAAGACUGGAAACUGGUGACACUGCUUGUUGGAGUCAGUGAUUUGUGCCACUACUGCACAGACCAAAACAAUCUGUCACCAAAGAACUUCACUAAACAUGUUAUGGAUAGCCUGGACCUGCUGUAUGCUACGGUGCCACGAUUAUUGGUAAACCUUGUUGAAGUUCCACAAGUUGAUUUACUGAAGAAAAUCAACAAAGGGAGCCUGACUUGUAACUUCCUACCAAGUGAAUUAUGUCCGUGUGUGGUGAAUCCUACUGAGAACUCCCCAGAGCUGAUGGAGCUGAAGAGGGUCAAUAAGAAGUACCAGGCUGCGUUGCAGCAGUUGCUGUCUGAGGGACGCUAUGAUGACCGGGAGGAUUUUGCUGUGGUCCUACAGCCCUUUUUACAACAUUCUGCAGUUCCUCUGAUUGGGGAGGGGCAGACUGACCUGAGUUACUUCUCUCUGGACUGUGUUCACCUCAGUGAAAAGGCUCAAUCUGAAAUGGCCACCGCACUUUGGAACAACAUGCUGGAGCCAGUGGGCAGGAAGCAGUUCUACACCAACCUGACGUAUGACCGCACCAAGGUCCACUGCCCCACAGAGGCUCAGCCAUUCAUCUUUACCCGCCAGAACAGUCAACUCGGCCCUGCCCCAGCCACAACAUCUGCCCCGAGUGAAACAACAACUAUGCAGUUCACCCCUGCUCCAGUGUCCUCAUGCCCAGCCUCUGUGCCUGUGUGGGUACCCGUGGUGCUGGCCAUCACAGGCCUUCUGAUUGGCUGGGCAGUCACCUGGAUGGUGUUCUCACGGAAACAGAAACGGAUGCUGAAAAGCAUGAAGAAAGAAGGAAAGGACACAGCGAAGAAGGAGACAGGGCUGUAACGUUCACCCCAACAACAACCUGUAACUGUUCUCCCACUUCCAGCAGAUCUCAUCUGAGCAGAGCUAGGGAUGCAAAUAAGGUCGAUUUACGACCAACUCAAUUAUGUCAAUUAUGUGACAAAUUGAACCCUUCCACAAACACAGUAGCCUAGUAUGCAACAUGACAUAAUGUAGGCUGCAGUGCUAGUGCCAUCGGCAGGAGAAAAAGAAAUUCAACAUUUUUGCAUGAAACAGCAAUAAGCUCAAUCAAUAUUGAUGAUUGUGGUUUUUUUUUGUCAGAGUAGUUACAAUGAAAAAUAGCAUCAUCAGUAGACUAAUUUAUGGAUUUGACCACUGGUCUAUACCAAUAGUUGUGUUAUUUUUUCAUUCAGCUCAGUGGAAUCACCAUUGGGCCUGGAACUAUCAUACUCGAUCCACAACACACCAGGACAUACACAAUGAAUGUCUGAACUCUCUCACUCACUCUCUCUCUCUCAAACACACACACACACACCAAACUUCUGUAUUUUAAGUAAGGGAUAACGG